Messenger RNA from Trichomycterus rosablanca, 837 nucleotides. It is a transcript of the gene chmp2ba, whose product is annotated as charged multivesicular body protein 2Ba. Gene Ontology annotation, cellular component: multivesicular body; ESCRT III complex. Gene Ontology annotation, biological process: late endosome to vacuole transport; endosome transport via multivesicular body sorting pathway; protein transport. The record is from RefSeq and is a predicted model, not a curated record. The transcript is spliced from 6 exons. Bases 48 to 692 code for a protein of 214 amino acids. Lineage: Eukaryota; Metazoa; Chordata; Actinopteri; Siluriformes; Trichomycteridae.
GGGCUUUAUUACAAUAGUCCCUGUAUUUAAAAGUAUAAUUCAUUGUCAUGGCAUCUCUCUUUAAGAAGAAGACUGUUGACGAUAUAAUCAAAGACCAGACAAAGGAGCUGAGAGGCACGCAAAGACAAAUCAGCAGAGACCGUGCAGCUCUGGAAAGACAAGAGAAGCAAAUGGAAAUGGAAAUCAAGAAAAUGGCCAAGACUGGAAACAGAGAUGCCUGCAAGAUCCUGGCUAAGCAGUUGGUUGAGCUAAGGAAGCAAAAGAACCGAACCUAUGCUGUGAGCUCCAAGGUGACCUCCAUGUCCACACAGACCAAGGUCAUGAACUCUCAGAUAAAGAUGGCUGGAGCUAUGUCCACCACGGCCAAGACUAUGCAGGCUGUCAAUAAAAGAAUGGAUCCGAAAAAGACUUUGCACACGAUGCAGGACUUUCAGAAAGAAAACCUAAAAAUGGGGAUGAGUGAAGAUAUGCUAAAUGAUACAUUGGAUGAAAUCUUCAAUGAGUCGGGUGAUGAAGAGGAAUCUCAAGACAUUGUAAACCAGGUGCUAGAUGAGAUUGGCAUUGAAAUCUCUGGAAAGAUGGCAAGAGCCCCUUCAGCUGGAAAGAGUCUGGCCAGUACAUCAAAGAACAAAAGAGCCACCAUUUCAGAUGAGGACAUUGAGAGGCAGCUAAAAGCUCUCGGAAUGGAUUAAACUUUGCACUCCGUACCUGUGCUCUCAACACCAACGAAGGGCUUCUCCUCAAGCACACACACUUUGCCUUUACUGUAUGGUGAAACAGCGGACCAUUAGUACUUAACUGUACAGAUCUACAGAGCACAGGGUUGAGGCUGAGUGA